CCUCGUCUCGUGGUUUCGUGGGGAUUGACAAGCGUUCUUCUAGGGGAUUACGACGUCUUCUCGCUCAAGCUGGGUAAGGAUCUGUUGUUCUUUGACUAAACAUAUCUAGGUUUAACUCAAGAGUUGUAUCCGUGAGGCUUGUUACUGAUCUUGUUAUAGUCCGAUACCUAGACCCGAAGAAAAUAGAACCGAAGAGAGGGUCGAAGAUAAUAAUGGUUAUUGAAUAUGAAGUACCUAGUUAACAAGUUAUCGGUCCCAUUAUGACGAGUCUUGUCGACAUUUACCUGGAUACCCACCAAGUUAUCAUACCCUAAUAAAAAUUUUCCUACUACUUUAAAUUGUGUUCCAUGCUAUCUUCCGUGAUAUGUGCUUAGAGAAACGUGUGGUAUAUAUGAAUAACCCACACGAUGGGUAGAUCUUUCAGAGCGACAAUGCCGUUGUCGCAUGUAAUAAAGCCUAAGAAAGGGUCAACAAUGGACAAUCGACUAGAAUAUAGUAGUAAAAAGGAUGAUACCGACAAAGCGGUAGGCAUUAAGCAUUAUCAAACCCCAGACAGACGGGACAAAGGAGUUGAGACAUAUAAACCAUCUCCUCAGAAGAUGUAUAGAGGUUUCUAACUCUGCAUAAACAUAAUCAGAAACCGAUCAAAUAAAAAAAUCGAACGACAAUGAGUAAUCCAUCGUCCAGCGAAGACCCCGGCGUCAUCAUGAGCCGUAGGAUGGCCAGGGAUGCCCGAAGACUCUUCCCCCAAAUGGACGACCCGGAGUACACCAGAGGCGAAAUCUACCGUAUCUACAAAUUGAAAAUUCCGGACAUAGACGUAGCUGCCGGCAUGUUAGCCGGAAUCUUUGGCCUCAGCGAGACCGUGUUAGGAAGGGAGAGAGCGCAAGGUCUAUUCCGGCAUCCAGAGUUCAUCAGGGCCUUUGUCGACUUCUCGGAUAUCUACCUCCGAGGGAAGUGGGACCUUCCGGUCGGUGACUGGAUGACUAUCCAUCACCUUAUCCAUGACCACCCGGACCAUAAAGAGUGGCAUUACGGCUCGAAUGCUGAGAAGGGGUGGACUGUCAAUUGUUACUAUGCUCGGUUUGUUACUCACGCCAUCUAUGGGCUCAACCAGACCACGAAAAACACGAAACAACUGGCAUUUUGGGUGAGGGACGCCCCGCUGUGUCACCAGAUUUGGGUACUGAUGCACGCCCUUAUGUACCUGCAACUCGUGACGAUGCGGGAUUCUAAAAAGAAUGCUCCAGUCAAGGAUCGUAUUAGCCAUUUUGUAGAAGGGUUUAAGGCGGACACUCCUGCGAAGACAGAAUUUAAAAUAUCAGAGGAAUUUUCCUGAGAAAAGCAC
Molecule: messenger RNA, 1348 nt
Organism: Hypoxylon trugodes
Lineage: Eukaryota; Fungi; Ascomycota; Sordariomycetes; Xylariales; Hypoxylaceae
Exons: 1
Coding region: 668-1339 (223 amino acids)
Source: RefSeq, a predicted model, not a curated record